Mucor mucedo is the source of this 990-nucleotide messenger RNA. RefSeq lists its product as uncharacterized. Lineage: Eukaryota; Fungi; Mucoromycota; Mucoromycetes; Mucorales; Mucoraceae. Bases 115 to 990 code for a protein of 291 amino acids. The record is from RefSeq and is a predicted model, not a curated record. The transcript has 2 exons. Gene Ontology annotation, molecular function: protein binding; cysteine-type deubiquitinase activity.
CUACAAAUGAUUGGUUCAAAUUUCUGUGUCACUUUCUUAUUUAAAUCGCCGUUAAAGAACUGCAAUUGCAGGAUUUUUUUUUUUUUGAUUUGACAUCGCCCUUUUUUUUAUUAGAUGACCUUUUCUCUACCAAACGAAAUCAUACUACUCGUCUUGCUGCAUUUAAACACAAGAGAUCUUCUCUCAUUUACAAGUACCUGCCAUUCAUUUCAUGUUCUUACAGGAAAUGAUUUAUUCUGGCGUGAUCUCGUCCAAAGAAAAUUUCAUAUUGGAUAUUGUUCUCCUCAUCAAUCUUGGUGGAACUUGUUGAUCUCUGGUCAUGCCGAUCAAAUGUGUCACCAUAUCAAUUACCGUCAUGUCGCUCAUUUGCAAUCAAUCAGAGAAACGCUUAUAGGAGGAAUGGCAAAUGCAUUGGAUGAUACCACCUCACUUGACAUUUGCAUAGAACCUAAUUGCCUCUCCUCCAACCAUCUUUCUUCUUGUCAUCAGCAUUUGAUUUUUGUGAGGUUAUCCACUGUCCAUUUUAUUGAAGUCUAUUGUCAUGCUUGUCAAAGACAGCUAGAUCAGUCUAAAUCAGAAAUCUACAUCUCUAGAAGAAUCAUUCAAUUCAUGACUCAGUUACCAUUCAAUAUCCAACAUCGAAGAUCCAUUGAACAAGCCUUAUUCACAAACGGACAAGAAAAAUAUGUGUAUCUCAUUGAAAAAAAAUGGUUUACCACUUGGGUCCAAUUCUUGAUAGGAACAUCACCUAUUUUACCCACAAGUUUAAACAAUUCAAGCCUAUUUUAUCAAUCCAGCCAUCUUCGCACAGAUCUCAUUAUUGGCGUGGAUUAUGAACUCGUAGGUCAUUCCAUUGCCUGUUACAUUGAACGUAUUUAUGGUUUAGAACAUGAUUCACCUAUUCAAUCUGUUCAAGAUUUUAUCACUCAACCUAUCUAUCGCUCCCUAUCACAAUCACUCUUAUUACGUAGAAAUUUUACAAUAAAUUAA